Messenger RNA from Juglans regia (Persian walnut), 1226 nucleotides. RefSeq names its product purple acid phosphatase 3-like. Bases 119 to 1138 code for a protein of 339 amino acids. The record is from RefSeq and is a predicted model, not a curated record. Gene Ontology annotation, molecular function: ferrous iron binding; ferric iron binding; acid phosphatase activity. Lineage: Eukaryota; Viridiplantae; Streptophyta; Magnoliopsida; Fagales; Juglandaceae. The transcript has 7 exons.
UAUAUAUAUAUACAUAUAUAUGUAAGGCCUUCCAAUAUUGUUGAUCUCCAAGGCAAAGCUACCAUUUUUAUCGAACUCGAUCUCGAUAUUCGUUUCCUAGCUACCUGCCCUUGAUACCAUGGUCCUGAUCAUCUUCCACAAUACCAGUACCCUGGCUCUCUUUCUUUUCUUCACCGCCAAUCUUUUGCUAUGCUUUGUUCCGUCCAUAUCGGAGCUUCAGCGCGUAGGACACCCCGCCAAAGCCGAUGGGUCUCUAAGCUUUUUGGUCGUGGGAGAUUGGGGUAGAAGAGGACUCUACAACCAAUCACAAGUCGCUCUCCAGAUGGGAGUUGUGGCAGAGAGACUAGACAUAGACUUCGUCAUCUCAACUGGGGAUAACUUUUAUGAGGACGGUUUGAAUGGUGUGCUUGAUCCGGAAUUUAAUGAAUCCUUUAUAAAUAUCUACGACUCCCCCAGCUUGCAGAAACAAUGGUACACCGUUUUGGGCAACCACGAUUAUAGGGGCGAUGUAGAGGCACAAUUGAGUCCCAUCCUCAGAGAAAUGGACCCUAGAUGGCUGUGCAUGAGAUCUUUUAUUGUCAGCACAGAAUUUACUGACUUUUUCCUCGUAGACACAACUCCAUUCGUUGACGAGUAUUUUACCCACCCAAAGAACCACACCUACGAUUGGAAAGGUGUGCUACCACGAGAGGAAUAUCUAUCAAAUCUCUUGAAGGAUUUGGAUUCAGCAUUAAGGGAUUCCAGUGCAAGAUGGAAGAUUGUGGUGGGUCAUCAUACAAUCAAAAGCGCCGGGCAUCAUGGUGUAACCAAAGAGCUUGAAGAGCAUCUUCUCCCAAUCCUGCUGGCAAAUAACGUGGACAUGUACAUGAAUGGCCAUGAUCACUGCCUGGAGCACAUUACUAGCGCCGACAAUUUUUGUGGCAGUCAAACCCAAUUUCUAACCAGUGGAGGGGGUUCAAAGGCAUGGAGAGGUGACAUUAGGAAGUGGAAUCCAGAGGAAUUGAAGCUAUAUUAUGAUGGACAGGGUUUUAUGUCACUGCAAACGACUCCAACCAAUGCGGAUAUUGUGUUUUAUGAUGUCUUCGGCAAUGUUCUGCACAAAUGGAGCAUUUCCAAGGACCUUGAUGCAGCCGUAUAGAGACGAAAAAACAAAAAAAAAACAGAGGCAUACAAAAUAUAGCUUUAAUGUGUGGAACAUCAAGGUCAAAUCCUUGGCGAAAAAAAAA